Messenger RNA from Mesocestoides corti, 1059 nucleotides. NCBI's taxonomy places the organism in Eukaryota, Metazoa, Platyhelminthes, Cestoda, Cyclophyllidea, Mesocestoididae. The record is from the annotation of a GenBank genome assembly.
AUGAUGUUAAUAAGUCUGUUAUUUCUCUUUGCGUACUGGUUAGCAGCCGCCGUCGCGACUGCUGUGGCCCCAGUUGAAGCCGUGUGCUACUGUGGCUACAGGCGGUCGGGCAUGCUGUUGAUGCUGCGUUGUGCCUCGGACAGAACCAACCUCCCUGAAUCCGUCUUCCGCCCGAUCCAAUGCCACCGUGUCGGGAAUAUCGUGCGCAUCGGCGAAUCCGCCAGCCUGGUGAGUAUACGUGAAGAGACGGGCCUCCUGGGAAUGGCGAUCGAACCCUACGGCCUGAGCCAGCUGCAGGUUGGUGGCCGGGUCGUCAAACUCCAACUGAAUCUCCCCCUUCAAGCCAAACUGCUCGACUCUCUGGCCUUUGCCGGUCUUCCCGACUUGAAAACGCUCCACGCCUGGCGGGCACCGAUUGCUCUUGAGGCGUGCAGUCUGGCUGGGCUUAACCAGUUGGAGACGCUCGUGUUGAGUUGCGCCUCAACCUUCGAUCGCUUCCUCACCUUCGGGCCUUCAUUUACCAGCAUCCGACUGACCGGGUGCUUGGGCCGUCCGCUGCAAUUUGUGUGCAGUCAGUGUACCCAGCGACCGGAGAUCAGCGUUCUCCGGAUCCUGCCUGGUCCGCCGUCCCCGGGAGGGAUCGUGACCUUCGAAAGUUGGUGGAACUCCUCCCAGUCAAACAACUCCGUCUUCCUGGGUAGGUGUCGACCAGGGGUCUGUUCGGAUGACCACCUCUGCCGGCACAACUACCCCCUAAAACUGGCCCGCAGUUAUCCCCCUCGGCAACCCAUGGUGAUCGCCACCACCGCCCUGCCUCCCGUUUCGCCUCCCCCCAAAGACGGACGCCGAUUCAUGGUGGUGUUUCUGCCGAUUCUUUCGGUGAUUUUGAUAAUCUCGAUUGCGGCGUGCACGUUCAUGUCCUUGAGAAUCUCCAGGGCAAUUAGGAAGCAAACCUGGCGACAUGCAGGUCACCACCAAGUCCGAAUGGAGGCGAGCGCCCCCCCUGAUCCCAUCUGGUCCCCCGCUGUGCCUUUACACGACCUCGCGGCCAAGAACUGA